GAAAUGGUAUGCGCAUGCGCAUAAUGCGCGGCGCCGUAGAAGGUGGUGUUCGGCAUUUCAGUGGAUAAUCCCGCAGUAUACCGAACGUUCAAAAUGUCGUUUCUUGACCUUCUUCUUGCGGAGGCUAUCAGCGCCGGACUCGCACGCCAGGCGGCGGCCAGAGAGCCGCCACCCGAGAACUUCUUCGUUCUUCCGAGGGAUCCGCGGGCGUGGCGCAUGUUCCAGGCCGCGUCAGAGAAAGAAACGAUGGUGGCUGCUAUUGAGAUAACAAACACGGCACCAAACUGCAGGGCCGUGCAGCCACUUUUCAUCGAGUUGGCCCGAAAAUUUUCUAACGUGCCGUUUCUGCGGGUCGAAAUCGGCCUUGGAAGUACGUACGAUGAGCUGCGAAGGAAUCUCGGUGGCGUGGAGUAUACGCCAACUAUUCUCGUCGUUCUCUUUGAAGAGGAGAGGAAGAAAAUCGCGAAAAUCGAAGGCGCCGACAAGAUUCGGGGCGCGAUCAGGAGCGGCGCGGCCGAGGCCCUCAUCACAGCCUUCAUGGAGGAACGCGUGAAGCUGAGGAUGGCCGAGAGGCUGGCGGAGCAGAUGGCGCUCCGUCUGGCCCUCGGAAUGGCAAUGGCGAGCGCGGCGGGCGCGGCGGGGGCGGCAGCCGCGAGGCGCAGGAGAGAAGACGAGCUGAGGGACAGGUUCGAGAGAGACAUGGAGAGGCAGAUUCAGGAGCGAACCAGACAGCAGCGCUCCGCCGGUCAGCAGCAGCAGCGAGGAAAAGAAGACGACGAUGAUGACGAUAAAGGGGAAGCUGAGUCAUCUGGGCUAUCUUUUGAAAGUCUGCUGAAGCGGUUCAGCCAGAACUAACUGUUUUUUGAAGUGCAGAACAGAGUUUUGUCUUGUGUCACAUUUUGUUUUGGUUUAUCCCCAGAUUCAACUUUGUAUUAUUACUGUAUUACAAACAGAGUUUGUCUUGUGUCACAUUUUGUUUUGGUUUAUCCCCGGAUUCAACUUUUUUAUUAACAGUAUUUUUAUUACUGUAUAAUAAUAUUGUGGCGAGG
Messenger RNA from Geodia barretti, 1049 nucleotides. Lineage: Eukaryota; Metazoa; Porifera; Demospongiae; Tetractinellida; Geodiidae. The record is from the annotation of a GenBank genome assembly.